Messenger RNA from Telopea speciosissima, 2569 nucleotides. Its product is annotated as E3 ubiquitin-protein ligase WAV3-like. The record is from RefSeq and is a predicted model, not a curated record. The transcript has 3 exons. Lineage: Eukaryota; Viridiplantae; Streptophyta; Magnoliopsida; Proteales; Proteaceae. The coding region runs from base 353 to 2512 and encodes 719 amino acids.
UCUUUCUCUUUCUGAAGGUCAAAACCAGAGCUCUAAUGCCGGCCAAGAAGAAGAGAAUAAACCCAACAAAGCAAGCUUGUGUUCUUCUUUUUAUGAAUUAGUCCUUUUUCCUGACAUGAAGAUCCUACAAGGAAAAAGUGGAGACGAAGAUAAAGAGAAGCAAAGCAUUUUGUGAUCUCAAAAUCUGAAAUACUUGGCGAGAGUUAAUUGAGGCUUUCUUGUUUUCUCUUCUUGAAUGUUUUUCUGUUACUAGUUCGUGAUCUCAGAAGCUAUUGAAAGGACUUGAAGAGUUUUGUGAGGAACCGUUUGAAGAGUCCUUCUUUUAUAGAAGAGGAUCAGAUCUUUUAGUCAAAUGGAAAGUAAAUGGAGAAAAGCGAAGGGAGCUCUCGGUUUAUGCGUUUUUGUUCCGAGGACUUCGGAUGAUUCACCACGGUCUCUUGAAGCUGCUGGUAGGUUUUCUGAUGUAUCUUCGCCUUCUUCGGUGUCCAGGAAUUCAGAUUUUCGACCGUUAAUGCCGACUACGCCGAUACCGUCUUCGUCCGGUCUUCGGAGAUCGAAAUAUGGCAGCGGAUCCUUGAAGAGGACCUGUGCGAUAUGCCUAGCUACCAUGACACCAGGCCAUGGCCUUGCCAUCUUCACUGCAGAAUGUUCACAUUCAUUCCAUUUCCAAUGCAUUGCUUCUAAUGUGAAACAUGGUAGUCAAACUUGUCCUGUUUGUAGAGCGAAAUGGAAGGAGGUCCCCUUUCAAGUCCCUAGUUCAGAUCUCAAUGAGAAGGCAAGAAUCAACCCGUUAGAUUGGCCCCAGGAUGACGCCUGGAUGACUGUACUACGCAGACUCCCUCCACCUCGCCCAGAUUCCCAUCGGCAUAUUGCAUCAUCCCCCUUGCAGGCUCCUGAACCAAGUUUAUUCAAUGAUGAUGACCUUUUGGAUAUCCAACCUCAGUUGGCUGAGAGAAUCUCUUCUUCUAGUGAUGAUUUGGAUAAGAAUUCCAAUAGAACGAUGGAAUUGAAGACAUAUCCGGAAGUGUCAGCUGUUUCGAGGUUAACUUCCCUUGAUAGCUUCAAUGUUCUUAUCCAUCUCAAGGCUCCUGUUGCAAGUUCAGGUCAGAGCAUAGGCAGAGGUCAAGCUGACAUGCCUGCAACAUCUCUAACUUCUCGUGCUCCAGUUGACCUAGUCACUGUGCUUGACGUCAGUGGCAGCAUGGCAGGUACCAAGCUUGCAUUGCUGAAGCGAGCCAUGGGAUUUGUAAUACAGAACCUUGGCCCCUCUGAUAGGCUAUCAGUCAUUGCUUUCUCAUCUACAGCACGCCGCCUGUUCCCUCUACGUCUAAUGACGGAUGCUGGGAGACAGCAGGCACUCCAGGCUGUGAACUCCCUGAUUUCAAAUGGUGGAACGAAUAUUGCUGCGGGUCUGAGGAAAGCUGCCAAGGUAAUGGAAGACCGCAGGGAGAAGAGUCCUGUUGGCAGUAUCAUAUUGUUGUCUGAUGGGCAGGAUACCUAUACGGCCAGUGCUCCUAUAGGAUCCCAAUCACGCCCAGAUUACCAGUCUCUCCUCCCAUCCUCUGUCGGGAACGCAGGUUAUAAGAUUCCAGUCCAUGCAUUUGGAUUUGGUACAGACCAUGAUGCUGCUUCAAUGCACUCAAUCUCGGAGACUUCUGGUGGGACCUUCUCUUUCAUAGAGGCUGAGGGUGUGAUCCAGGAUGCAUUUGCCCAGUGUAUAGGGGGUCUCCUUAGUGUGGUGGUUCAAGAGUUGCUAGUAGAGAUGGAGUGUGUACAUCCAGCUCUUCAUCUUUGUUCAGUAAAAUCAGGAAGUUAUCCAAGUCAUGUGAUAAAUGAUGCACGGACAGGCUAUAUUGAUGUUGGAGAUUUGUAUGCGGAUGAAGAGAGGGAUUUUCUGUUGUCUGUCAAUGUUCCAGCAGUUGGCGAGUCCAGUGACAUGACUUCAUUAGUGAAGGUGCGAUGUGUUUACAAAGACCCUGUGACGAAAGAGAGACUGACUUUGGUAGGGGAUGAGGUUAGAAUUCAGAGGCCUCAAAUUGCUGGACAAAGUGUUGUGUCCAUAGAGGUGGACAGGCAGCAAAACAGACUCCAAGCUGCUGAUGCAAUGGCAGGGGCACGAGCUGCAGCUGAGCAUGGUGACCUCACUGGUGCUGUUUCUAUUCUUGAGGGCUGCCGAAGAGCAUUGGCAGAAACUGCAUCGGCACGAGCUGGGGACCGGCUCUGUGUAGCUCUGGAUGCAGAGCUCAGGGAAAUGCGGGAGAGAAUGGCAAGUCGGCGAGUGUAUGAAACAUCUGGACGAGCAUAUGUUCUUUCGGGUCUGAGCUCUCAUUCAUGGCAACGGGCAACUACACGUGGAGACUCCACAGAAAGCACAAGCCUUGUGCAGGCCUAUCAGACGCCAACCAUGGUUGACAUGGUCACCAAGUCUCACAGUAUGUUAUUCGGUAGGCCAACACCUGAGCCAUUAAUUCGACGAUCUCGUUCAAUUCAGGUACGGCCACAGCCUAGGUAAAAUUUUAGGCUUAUGGUUCAAUUAUACAUUCAAAUCAAAUUUAAAUGUUUCUGUUCU